AUGCUAUUUAUGCUCUCGAGGCAGCUCAGGUUGUUGCCGGGACACAUCCAAAGGCCUGUCGCUCCGCCCAUAUCCACCAGUGUUAUUAGUGCUGCCCGUCGCCGCAGACUCGUCAGUGGGCCUAAAUCCUUUUCGUCAGCGAGUUCACAGAUAGCCUACUCCCCCGAUCCAUCUGUCAAGCCGGAGACUGAGGAUUGCAACAUCGCGACCAACCGAGAAACCCCCAAUAUACCCAACCGCCGGUCAAACGAAGACUCCCGUAACCCGCUCACAAAUUACUUUCCGCAGCCUCGGGGGACGCAGAUAUGUCUUACAAACACGGAUCAGAGUAUACCUACCAGGGAGCCUGAUCAUUUGGAAUUUUCCGAGCAUUCGCAGACUUGGAAGUUGCAGCCAUGGCAAUUAGACCUGGAGUCAGACCUCGGACAUAAUGAGAAUAUAGGGAGCAAAUUGGUUGACAAUCCCCACUAUUCACAGAAUUUUACUCUUUGGAGGGAACUUGUCUUGUACCGCCAACGACAUUAUGGAGAUACUGGAGUGAUUGAGAUAUGGAAAGGGUUGACUGAGCGAUGCUCUGGGAUUAGACUCCCUACCGAGGGGGAAGAUGCUGAUUUUCUAUGGGAGACUUUCGUCUCCAUAGGGCUAAAGCACGAAUGGAUGCUAAAAGAGCUCCAAUCUCACGCAGAAUUUAUUUGGAAAGAGAAAGGGUUGAGAUGGAAAUACUUUUAUGAGCGUGUUAUAGGUACCUUUGUGAAAGCAGGAAAUCAGUCGAAGGCUCUACUGUGGCAUCAAGCGCUAAAACACACCCACUUGGAUAACCCGGAAGGUAUCCUAUGUGUUUUCAAAACUGCAAUGUCCACCGGAGAGGGCCUGGAUACCUUCCGUCGUCUAUGCCAACUGUCCGAGGGCCAUAGAAUAUACUCAUUUGUGGUGCCGAUUCUUUGCAAACAUAAGAGCGUUGAAUUGGCUCUUGCCAUGCAUCAUUUUUUAAUGCGACGUGGGGAUUUUCCGUCAUCCAUUGAUGAUGUUCUGCCACUAAUCCAACAUGUGCAAAAAUACAGCAAUCCGCAGCAACAGUCUCAAUUUCUUACUGGGCUUGUCAAAUCCGGCACUCUGCCUGUUGGUACUUCGAUUGACAGCUUCUCAUCCCAUUCCUCACAGAUUUGCUCAGCCACCUCUAAUACAACUGGCACACAAUCCUCGAUGGUAAAAGACGAUCUCGGAGCUCGACUCUUUGCUACAAAAACCUUCACAUUCGACUUGAUCCUUGGGGGUCUCAAAAUGUUUGGUGUUGGAGCCAUUGGCCCUUUAACGCUCCAGCAAAUGGCACUAAAGGCUGUGGAUAUUGCUGAGCUGCAAUAUCAAAUUUCUCAGCUGAAAGAGAUAGGCAUAUCUACUGGAAAUUCAGUGUUUGCCAAAGCUGUUGAUUAUUUCAUUGCCCGGAAAGAUCACCAAGCUCUCUACGAUCUAAUCCAUAGUGAUCAACAUCCAGAUGCCUUAGAGUCUCUAGAAACACAAGAAUCUCUCUUCCACCACUUUUCCAUGUCGCACGACUGGCGCCAGGCGAAUUUGACUCUCACAAUACUCUCCUUUUUGUCUCCCGAAGAUCCUCAUUGCUACAAUAUACAACUUCGGAAUGCACUAAAACUCGACGAUAGGAGGCUUAUCUCUGAGAUACUCGAAAAAAUGAAAGCUGACCGCAUUUCACCGUCCAGAAAAACCAUAAAAUGGAUGAUUUGGAAUAUACUUCCAUCUCGCCGUAUGGGAACACGCCCCAUCCUGGACAGACCUGCAAGGGAUGCCGUCUUACGCCUGUUUGGAAUUUUCCAAUAUGUUAUAAAGUAUGGCGGCUACAUUCCUCCUGAAUCAUGGGAAGCUGGCCUCAAGCAACUCAUUAUUAGCAACCGGUGGUCCGAACUUGAAAGACUAUGUCUUUGGCUUGCCGAAACUUAUUCACCUCAUAAUCACACCCAAAACUCACAAAUACCUAACAUCCGCCUACCUCCCACCCACCCACAGUCCCCAUUACGCAUCAUCUUCAGUGUGGAUUUUCAGCAAGCAAUUAUCAACUGUGGCUUCUUACGCAAGCCAAAAUUUAACUUCUCUGGUUCUUCGACUCUGAAUCCAUUCGGACCAACACCUGAUUCUGUCGCCCUGUGGGUCUGCGGGCUGAUCCUGCUGAGGCGGCUGAAGGAGAAAGGUGUCUAUAUUAACACCAAUACUGUCCGGCGAGUGUGUCGUACACGAUUUGCCAUACUCUUUGGUGACGGGCCUCCAUCAAAGAGAAAGAGCAAUCUAUUGCUCAGGAAGGUAAAUCCAUGGACCCUGGACCAGCUAAUAGCAGACGCAAAUAAGGUCUGGGGGUCAUCGCUUUUCUCGGACUUCACGCCAAACAUCCAUAAGCUUGUUAACCCUCGCCGCCGGCCCAUUACUUCUCAGGACCAUCGCAUGCAGGGAGAGAGCAAGCGCUGA
This is a messenger RNA of Trichophyton benhamiae CBS 112371, 2472 nucleotides long. RefSeq lists its product as uncharacterized. The record is from RefSeq and is a predicted model, not a curated record. The transcript has a single exon. The coding region runs from base 1 to 2472 and encodes 823 amino acids. Lineage: Eukaryota; Fungi; Ascomycota; Eurotiomycetes; Onygenales; Arthrodermataceae.